CGUGUCAGUGGAUUAUUUUCUCCAUUCGGUACAUGUCAUUUUGGAGUAAUCAGUUAUUUGUGCGAUUAUGAUGUGGAAUAUUGAUGGAAUAAUUAUUAAUCAGUGAAUAUGAGUGAGAUAUUGGACCUACAGAGUAUUGAGAAUGAUGAAUUCUUCAGACAAUUCUUGGACCCAGAAUCAACCCAGAACGACGCAACAAAGCUCCUGACAGUGUCUCAGCAAUUGAAAAAACUCACGGAGGCCCUGGAAGUCCUCGACACCGAGAUUCACAAACAAGUAUUAGCGAACCACGAGGAUUUGCUGUCGCAGGUGACAUGGGUGGAGAAAAUCGAGGGAGUCCUCUCGAUAAUGCACACCCACGUGCAGAGUCUCCUGUCAGCGGUGGAACGUCUCCGUUCGAAGCUAGUGGAGCCCUUCAACCGAAUAGAAGCUCAAGCGAUAGUUCUCACUCGCCUCCACGAGACGACAGACCUCCUGAGGAGAGUUGGGAGGGUCCAGCACCUGUUACAUUCCCAGAAGCUUCAUUCUCAAAUAAGCAAUGCAAGCCAGAGCUCGGACAUCAUAAAAUCAGCGAAGAGUCUCCACGAACUGGAACAACUGAUGUCAGACACUGAUCUCAGUGGAUUGGACAUUGUGGCUGACGAUCAGCAAGCGGUGAAGACUCUCAAGGCUUCGGUCCAGAGGAUAGCUACCCACUCACUGACCCAAGGACUGCAACAGGCUGACAGCAGUCAGGUGGGAACGGCAAUCCAAGUCUUCGAGAAUCUGGGGAUGCUGAAGAAGGCGGUGGAGAGGACCGAGGAGACUGCCCUGGGGGAUAUAGAGAGAGUGGCGAGGGACGCUCUGGACAUCUCUGUUUUGUCGAACCAGGAUGUCAAGCGAGGGGCGCCAGGAAGAGCUGCUCUUCCCUCUCCAGGCACCUCCACAAACGUAAGAACGCGUCUCUGGGAGAACCUGGACCGUCUCUUCCAGGAGACGGUCUACUCGCAGUGCGUGCAGAUAGAGCUCCUCGAGCGAAUUCUCCUCGAGCACCACACGAAGGAGUUCAACGGUUUCUCCGGUUCCUUCUGGGACAAAGUGACCGCCCUCCUCUCGAGGAUCCUAAUCGAAAGAUCGCAAGGCUCGUCCUUCAUCAAACAAGCCCUCGAGGGCGAGUACCCCAAGUUCCUCCGCGUCUUCCUGGACCUGAAAAAACGCCUGAAAGAACGACCGCAGGCCAUCGGGACGUACAGCAUCAGCAGGGAAAUCCUGCAGCCCUUCGAGAACGCCUACCUCUCCCGCUCGAUCUCUCGCCUCCUGGACCCAGUCCACACCAUGUUCUCAUCAGACUCCUCUCCCUCGCAAGACGAGAUCGACAACCUGAUCCGAACAGUCACAAGUGAGCUCAGUGUGUCUCUCGUCGACGAGAGUCUCUCCACAGUCGUCGCCAAGAACGUGGGGAAAGCAGUGAGACUAUUCUGUCUGAAAUGCGAACAAGGACUGAUAACAGGGGGCGAGGCUAGCCAGGUAAUCGACGCUAUGACCCCAGGACAGCAGACGAACGUGAACCUGGCCAAUCUCCUCUUCUACCUGGCGAGUCAGACCAGCAGAGUUGUGGCGAAUCUGGCUGGAAGUCUCCCAGCAGAAGGUGCGAGUGUCAUUGCAACAGCCCUCGAGGACACCAACACCUUGACCAAGAACAUUCUGGCCCCUCUGAUGUCCUCCAUUACCGAUGCCAUCGAGAGCAUCAUCCUCACGAUCCACGAUGAUCCUGAGUUCAAGGAGACGUCCAGCCCCCUGGGGAGGGAGAUCAGCUGCUCGCUCUACAUGAGGGAGCUUCAGGGCUUCAUCCUGAGGGCAGUCACCACUUUUCUAGCUUCUUACAAGAAUCAGGGAGCUGUCGCUGAGAGCUGCAAUGCUGUUGCGUCCAGGUGCAUCGAGCUGUUCGUGAGGCACGCCUGUCUCAUCAGACCUCUGACUGACUAUGGUAGAGCCAAGCUGAUCGUUGAUUUCGGGCAGAUGGAGGUGGCACUGGCUCCUUUGUGCAGAGGGGGACAGCUGGGGCUCCUGGAGCAGCAGCAGUACAGGACCCUCAGGGCUCUGAAGGGUUUGCUACCCCUUGGGCCUGAGAAGAUGGUUGAGAAGGUCGUGGAGAUGAGGGGGGAGGGGGGAGUCCCUGCAUCCUUAGUGUUGCUGCAUUUGUUCUCGGGGGCUCCUCCCGAGCUCCAGUCACCUCAUCAGAGUGCUGGAUGGUCGAUUAAUCGCUUGUCGCAGUGGAUGGAUGGACAUCCGAGGGAAGAGGACAGGGUGGCGUUGAGCAGUGGACCUCUGCAGAAGUACGAGGGGACCAUCAGACAGAGAGGGAUGAAGAACUUUCAUCCAUUGUUUCCCUUGAUGAUGAAGCUGACGAGUCUUGGGGAUAAGUGAGUUGAG
Molecule: messenger RNA, 2412 nt
Organism: Diachasma alloeum
Lineage: Eukaryota; Metazoa; Arthropoda; Insecta; Hymenoptera; Braconidae
Gene: fws
Product: conserved oligomeric Golgi complex subunit 5
Exons: 4
Coding region: 109-2406 (765 amino acids)
Biological process (GO): intra-Golgi vesicle-mediated transport
Cellular component (GO): COG complex
Source: RefSeq, a predicted model, not a curated record